This is a messenger RNA of Kluyveromyces marxianus DMKU3-1042, 1938 nucleotides long. RefSeq names its product Utp8p (gene UTP8). NCBI's taxonomy places the organism in Eukaryota, Fungi, Ascomycota, Saccharomycetes, Saccharomycetales, Saccharomycetaceae. Bases 1 to 1938 code for a protein of 645 amino acids. The record is from RefSeq and is a predicted model, not a curated record. The transcript has a single exon.
AUGGCAUCUAUUUCGCAACCUUUCAGGCUAUCAGCUUUACCUAAGAUUCCAUCUUUGGGCAACUAUGCUAGUAACAAGGAAUAUUUACAGACAAUUGAUGGUUUAAAUCCUUCUGCAAAUAAGGUAAAUAUUGGUAUCUCUGGAUCAAGCGUAUCACAAUACCUUAUUAACCCAACACCAAAACUAGUGUUUAACUUGUCUAUUCCUUCGACUAACAUUAUCACUGCGUGUGAUGUAAAAGAAAUAGCAGAUGAUCAAGAGGUGUGGUGUUAUGCACUUGCUACCAAAACUUCGCAUCUACAUCUUGCUAUCAAGCCUGUUAUUCAGGACGCUAUGUCGUCUUCAAAUGCUGAUAUCACGGCACAAUUCAAGUUCAAGCUACAAGACAAGGCAGUCAGUAUCAAGGUAUAUCCAGAAGCUGAGAAGGUAUUAGUGGUUUUAAAGAAUGGGUUGAUUCAAACAUUCGAUUUCCAGUUGAAACUAGUGAAUACCAUUGACAUAGCCUAUGAUAACCUGGAAUUCGUUCAAUUUUUUGAGGACGGCAAAGGAAGCGAGUUUUUGUUUGUGUUGUGUCAAUUGAAGAGCAACAAGAUAUGCUAUAAGCUAUUCCAAGUCAAUGAUUCAAAAGUAUGUGUGGAACUAAACUCUAUAAUUUUGGAAAAUAACAGUCUAGAAGAUGCGAAAUUGUGCUACCAAUUUGGUAAAUUAUAUAUGUUGAAAGACUCCAACGAGCUUUCCAUUUACCAACUUCCUCACCUACAACUUCAAUCAAGUAUCCAACUUCCAUUUAUUGAGAAGGGUGCAAUCGUAUCAAUCAAACCAGUCUCUUCGAACCGUGUGUUGAUUACAUCUGAUAAUAUCAUAUAUCUAGUGGACCUCUUAUACAAUGCGAUCUUAUUCAAGAAGGAGCUAAGAAACAUAAAGUGUAUUCAGCUUUUAUCAACUGCAGUUAUCGCUGAAAACUCUGAUUCCAACAGAAAGACAAUUGCACUAGGUGUCUCUACCAAAAAUGGCGCUAAUCCAAGCAGUUAUCUUGAUGUUAUUAACAUUGAUGUGGGAACCGGUACAUUGAAGGAUUGCAUGGGAAAGGGUUUCAUGGUCAAGCAAAAACAAAGGCUACAAAAACUCUUUAACGAGUCUAAUGAUGAAGAUGAUGCUGAAUUACCUUCUCCAGACUAUGAGGAUAUUAUUAAAUCUUUGAAAGCCUGUAAAAAAGCGGACAAUUUCGAUGCUAUUUUCUUUAAAAAGUUAUCUUUGAAUAAAGAAUACUACACAGAUAAUGACAGAUUUUUGAACGACUCUGAACUACUCACUAAAAUUAUUGAUUGCUUGUUUAGCAAAUUCCAAGACGAGUACCCCAAGGCUCUUACAUACCUUCUAACACAUCCAUUAUUCCCUCCGGCCCAUGCCAAAGGGCUAUUGGUAAGAUUAAAAAAUAACCCAAGACUUUUCAAACAGGCAAUUGUGACAUGUCCAAAUCUUCCAUUAGAUGAUUUGUUGACAGAAUUAUUCAACAUAACGAAUGCAGAAUUAUGUCUUGAUAUCACUAGAAGAGUCUUGCAAGACUAUAAGAAGGAAUCUAUUAAACUAGGUAUCAAAAAGCUCGAGAAAAUCGAUAUUACAAAUAUUUUGGAUAUGAUUUUGAAUUCGGAAAAACAAGAAACAGAUUUACAACUCAACAAACCACAAAUAUUCCAACUAAUGAGUUUGAUUAUAGAUUCUAUUGGUUUGUUCUCAUUAGACGACGAAUAUUUAGAAAGGCUAUCCAGUUUCGUCAAUAGGCAAGUAUCGAAGGUGGAGCAAAAUGUUGAACUUCUUCAUUUAUUAGAUAAUGACACCAGGCAUGCCGCUUACAUGAAUAAUAAAAAUAGUUCAUCCUCACAUUCAGCCAAUACACAACCUAUAUCUGCCUACACAGUAGAAUAUUUAGACUGCUAA